UCUCUUUCUCUCGUUCUUAAUUCUACUUUAUCAUCACAAUAAUGGGAAACACAUCUUCAUGCGCACCAUUGAUCACAUCAUCAGGAGUAGUCAAAAUCUUAUCUCCUUUCACCGGAACGCUCGACGUUUUCCCAAAGCCCAUCAAAACUUCAGAUAUCGUCUCUCAAAACUCAGGUCAAUUUAUCACGGACUCGACACUCCUCCAAAUAGGCCACCGAGUCACCGCCGUUUCUCCUGACGAGUUGUUGCGGCCGAGACGACAUCUCUACCUUCUCCUUCCGACAGACAUGCUCUUCUCUGUCUUAACACACGAAGAACUCGCUCUCAUCUCCGAGAAAGCAGCAGAGAUACUCAAAGAAAGUCGGUAUAACCAUUUGAAGAGAGUAUUCCCUGUUUGUAUGUUUCCAGUGUCGGGAGACAGAAGAAGAAACUCAUCAUCGAGUAAUGAAGAUGAUCAUCAUCAUCAUGGUGUGGAAAUAAGAGACACUCUUGAAGAGAAGGUGCUAUGCGAAUUGAACUAUGGAUCUUGGAGACCUGGAUUGGAGACGAUCGUCGAGAGCUAAUGAGUAAAAUCUCGAGGA
Messenger RNA from Brassica oleracea var. oleracea, 581 nucleotides. RefSeq lists its product as uncharacterized. NCBI's taxonomy places the organism in Eukaryota, Viridiplantae, Streptophyta, Magnoliopsida, Brassicales, Brassicaceae. The record is from RefSeq and is a predicted model, not a curated record. Bases 42 to 563 code for a protein of 173 amino acids. The transcript has a single exon.